Messenger RNA from Eubalaena glacialis (North Atlantic right whale), 1354 nucleotides. It is a transcript of the gene BRMS1L, whose product is annotated as BRMS1 like transcriptional repressor. The record is from RefSeq and is a predicted model, not a curated record. Gene Ontology annotation, molecular function: histone deacetylase binding. Gene Ontology annotation, biological process: negative regulation of transcription by RNA polymerase II. Lineage: Eukaryota; Metazoa; Chordata; Mammalia; Artiodactyla; Balaenidae. The coding region runs from base 138 to 1109 and encodes 323 amino acids. Gene Ontology annotation, cellular component: Sin3-type complex. The transcript is spliced from 10 exons.
GCGGGGGCGGGGAGGAGCCGAGGGGGUUCAGAAAAAGCUCGGCCGCCGGGUGGGUCGGGGCGUUCGGCGCGCCCUUCACUGAAGCGGCGGUGGCCGGGCUGGGCGCCGGGAGUGGGAAGCGACGGCGCGGCUGGAAAAUGCCAGUCCAUUCCCGAGGGGAUAAGAAGGAGACGAACCAUCACGAUGAGAUGGAGGUGGACUACGCCGAAAACGAGGGGAGCAGCUCCGAGGACGAGGACACCGAGAGCUCGUCGGUCUCCGAGGAUGGAGAUAGCUCAGAAAUGGAUGAUGAAGACUGUGAAAGAAGAAGAAUGGAAUGUUUAGAUGAAAUGUCCAAUCUUGAAAAACAGUUUACCGAUCUCAAGGAUCAACUUUAUAAAGAACGAUUAAGUCAGGUGGAUGCAAAACUACAAGAAGUCAUAGCUGGAAAAGCACCAGAAUAUUUGGAACCACUGGCAACUUUACAAGAAAAUAUGCAAAUUCGUACAAAGGUAGCAGGAAUCUAUAGAGAGCUCUGCUUAGAAUCUGUAAAGAACAAAUAUGAAUGUGAAAUUCAAGCUUCUCGCCAGCAUUGUGAGAGUGAAAAGCUUUUGUUAUAUGAUACAGUGCAGAGUGAACUAGAGGAGAAGAUAAGAAGGCUUGAAGAGGACAGGCACAGCAUUGAUAUUACCUCAGAGCUGUGGAACGAUGAGCUUCAGUCAAGAAAAAAGAGGAAGGACCCUUUCAGUCCUGACAAAAAGAAGCCAGUUGUGGUUUCAGGUCCGUAUAUAGUUUAUAUGCUACAAGAUCUUGAUAUUCUUGAAGACUGGACAACAAUAAGGAAGGCAAUGGCUACACUGGGUCCACACAGAGUGAAAACAGAACCACCUGUGAAACUGGAAAAACACCUGCACAGUGCUAGAUCUGAAGAGGGAAGAUUGUAUUAUGAUGGUGAAUGGUAUAUACGUGGACAGACAAUAUGUAUUGACAAAAAAGAUGAAUGUCCUACAAGUGCUGUAAUUACAACAAUUAACCAUGAUGAAGUUUGGUUUAAGAGGCCUGAUGGAAGCAAAUCUAAGCUUUACAUUUCACAGCUACAGAAAGGAAAAUAUUCAAUUAAACAUUCGUAAUCAUGAUUUAAGUGUUAUCUAAAUCUACCUUAUUAGUGUUACCAAGUAUGAUGUGCCAUGGGAAUAAAAAAAAGUAUUCAGUAACUUAAUAUUCUCAUCGAAUCAUGAGAGACUGUGUAUUUGUAGGUAGUACUCUAAGUAGACCUCAUGUUGAUAUGUUAUUAAAAGAGACAGUGAUAAAAGUUUAAUCAUUAUUAUUACAUUUAUUUGCCUUUUUGGCCCAGUGACCAAUAAGUAUAUAUGGU